Molecule: messenger RNA, 1383 nt
Organism: Lodderomyces parapsilosis
Lineage: Eukaryota; Fungi; Ascomycota; Pichiomycetes; Serinales; Debaryomycetaceae
Exons: 1
Coding region: 1-1383 (460 amino acids)
Source: RefSeq, a predicted model, not a curated record
AUGCAAGAGACUUCAUAUAACCCCACUCAAGACUUGAUGAAAUUGGCACAAAAAUUGAUCAAGGUACAAAGGGGUGGUGACCAUGAUUUGCAACAACUGGAUGAGACAAGUUUCCCUCAAUUGAGCGCAAAGCUCAUUGAAGAAUGCAAAGAUAAGCAAACUUUAUCCAAAUCAGAAACAUGGGACAUUUUACGUCAAUUAUUGCAAAACAAGACCGAUUCGGAAAUGGAUAAUUUGAAAGCAAUUCUGUCACAUGAGGAGAUAGCAAUGCACCUGCCGGAAUCAUUGCCUGAUGUAAGCGAUGGAGAAAUUUCUCAUGAUGAUUUAGAUGAAGGUGCCGAUUCUGAUGAAACUUCGUCGUUGAUGGAACUACAAUAUACGCUGCAGCAACUGCUAAUGAUGCCAAUCCCAACACCAUUGGUGGAACAGCCACACGACUUAACCGCAUCAUCUGGUGGCGGUGAUGAUGUGGUUGAUGAUGUGGUUGAUGAUGUGGUUGAUGAUGUGGUUGAUGAUGUGGUUGGUCUAGGCUAUAUUGAUCACUACUUGGAUGGUACACUUCGCAAAGACAUAGUCAUUGAUUACAAGACUAGGCAAACCUUGCGACAAGUUAUUGAUGAAGUGGCGCAUCUCCAUCAGCAGGUGGACAAUUCGUUUUUCCGUAUAAAAGACCAAUUGGAUAAGCUCAAGUUGAGAAACUUUCACGCUUCACAAAGAAUGAAUAUGCUAAAUCACGGCUCUGAUUUCAUGCUCAGUCGAAUUAAGCACAUACAAACGGAAGUGAAAACGAUUACCGAGAAUCGCAAAUUAAACACCAAAGUGAAACGUGUAGUUUCAUUUAGUGAUUGUUGUGAAGUAAUACCAAUUUCAGAUAAGCUACCACCAAUCAAGACUUUGAGUGGACUGCUGUUGCGCGCCGCACUUCACCAGCAACGAGGUGCAUCAUAUCACGACCUGCCUAACUGCUCACCGUUGCAGCAUAAACGACGUGGUGGUGGUGUACCUUUACAAAACGCCCCUGCUCUCAAGGCCAACACUCUGGUAGUGCAGCGACCUACAGCCUUCGAAUUUGAUUCAGAUGAUGAUGCUCUGGAAGUACUCAUUAAUGAAGAUAUGGAGCCUUAUAGAAUUUCGAGAGAGGGAUCGUGGCAACAUUUGCCAUCACAAUAUGCGCAUCCACAUAGUCCCGCUAGUCCUUAUUAUAAAGAAUCGCAAGAUUUUACAUCCCGAGAGAGGGAAACUUCAUCAGUAACUCCACCACAAACUCCCACUGAAGAUGACACUUCAGAUGACGAGCCAGUCAAGAUUCGAUAUAUUUUGCUUAUUCUUUUACUUUAUUUCUACAACAAGUUGCACAAUUUUUGUCGAUCCAAGUUGAGCUAG